Messenger RNA from Trichomonas vaginalis G3, 402 nucleotides. RefSeq lists its product as uncharacterized. The transcript has a single exon. The record is from RefSeq and is a predicted model, not a curated record. Bases 1 to 402 code for a protein of 133 amino acids. NCBI's taxonomy places the organism in Eukaryota, Parabasalia, Trichomonadida, Trichomonadidae.
AUGAACAAUAACCAGCCCAAUUCUACAAUAUUAUACAUAAAUACAAGCUCCGAAUUCAAAUCUGUUACGUUACAGUGCGUAAAUUUAGUCAAUAACUCACAAGAGCAAAAUGAAUAUGGUGUUAUAAGAUCAGAUGUUAAUAUAACAAUGAUUAACUGUGUAAUGCGAAAUAAUUCAGGCCGUCAAUUAUUUACAGAAAAUACAAAUGAUAUUAAACUGAUAAACACUUUCAUUGAUGUAGAAGACUAUAAUAUUAGUAAUGUCUUGGUUUUGCAGCCUGUUAGUAGCUUUAUUGACUGCGGACAAAUCAAAAAAAUCCCUUGUACAAUGGAUAAGUUCUGCGAAACACUUUAUUUCCAACAUGGUGCAACAAGUAUGACAAUUAGUGAUCCUAAACUAUAA